GGCCCUUGAGGAUUCAUAGAAACGACGUCGUGCUCCGAUCGUAAGAUUGAACGACUAUGGCCUCCGUCUUCUGCACUGCAAAGGUAGUGAAAAUUAGGGUUUAGCAAAGUAACGAACACAGCGACUGCAUGUAUCCAACUCGAAUACCGAUUUUGAAGGCAGUUGAAGGAUGGCACUUCGAUCAAUCUUCGAUGCUGCUGAGGUUCGAGCCGAAUUUCAAAACGCCGGAAUCAAUUCCCAAUUCAUCCCUCUUAUUUGGAAGUACGUAAUUCAGAAUCCAAACAGUGAAUGGGAUGAUGUUCCUUCGUUGCCCUCGUCGGCUUACCCUCUUCUUAGAUCAAAGUUCAAACCUUCAACUUCCACACUCCACUCUGUCUUCGAGUCCAUCGACGAGGUUACUACCAAGCUCCUCAUUAAGUUACAGAAUGGAGCAUUUGUAGAAGCUGUAAUAAUGAGGUAUGACACACGUUUGGGAAAGUAUGGUGGACAACCUCGACCCGGUGGUCCAAGGGCUACCUUGUGCAUAUCCUCUCAGGUUGGUUGCAAAAUGGGUUGCAAAUUCUGUGCGACUGGAAGCAUGGGAUUUAAAAACAAUCUAUCUUCAGGAGAAAUUGUGGAGCAAUUGGUGCAUGCCUCUUGCUUGGCACAGAUACGCAAUGUUGUCUUCAUGGGAAUGGGGGAGCCAUUGAAUAACUAUAUUGCCUUGGUAGAGGCUGUCCGUGUUAUGACAGGACCUCCAUUUCAGCUGUCUCCAAAGAGAGUUACUGUGUCAACAGUUGGUAUUACACAUGCCAUCAAGAAGUUCCACGGUGAUAUACCAAACGUGAACCUAGCAGUGUCGCUUCAUGCACCAGUUCAAGAUAUCCGUUGUCAGAUAAUGCCUGCUGCUCGGGCUUUUCCUUUGGAAAAACUUAUGGAUGCUCUACGAGAAUAUCAGAAGAACAGUCAGCAAAAAAUAUUUAUCGAGUACAUUUUGCUUGAUGGCGUGAAUGAUGAAGAGCAGCAUGCCCACCUGCUUGGCCAAUUGUUGGAGACAUUCGAAGUGGUUGUCAACCUGAUACCGUUUAAUCCAAUUGGUACUCUGAGUCAUUUCAGAACCAGCAGUGAACAAAAGGUUAUUAAAUUCCAGAAAAUACUAAGGGGAACCUAUAGCAUACGGACAACGAUUCGUAAGCAAAUGGGUCAAGAUAUAAGUGGCGCAUGCGGUCAGCUUGUGGUUAACAUACCUGAUAAGAGGUCUAAUGGGAGUGCAGGUGUCUUAGCUGAUAUUGAAGAUCUUAGUCUAUGACAACAGCCAAAUUUCCAGAUCAAGAUGCUCAGUUGGGUGUUUGCAGCGAUUUUUGUUUGGAAACGCAAAAUUGUUUAUACGUACUUGCAGGGAAUUUAUCCCCUUGGACCGACGAGAAGUGGGUUUUAUCUUGGCUUAAUGAUGGAUCUGCUCCUUCAACAUCUGCAGUUUUGUAAAUUAGCUGGAUGAAUUCUCAGCCUUCUCGUCCUUGCAAUGUCAAUGGCACAGGAACUACGUUAUUGGUGAAUGGAAUUGGCAGCCGAAUGGUGGUUAUUCCGUUAUUAUGGCGGUUACAACUGAGACUUUGUAAAUUAAUAACUCUCUCUCAUUCUAAAAUGCUCUUUCUUCAUUAUGAUUAUAGUUUGUCUUUUCAUCUGUUUCACUGUAAACUUGAAGACAGAACUGCUGGUUUAUGUAAAAGAUAUUACCAAGCGUUCUUUUUAUCUGUUAA
This is a messenger RNA of Rhododendron vialii, 1739 nucleotides long. RefSeq lists its product as uncharacterized. The coding region runs from base 170 to 1288 and encodes 372 amino acids. Gene Ontology annotation, molecular function: RNA methyltransferase activity; iron-sulfur cluster binding. Gene Ontology annotation, biological process: tRNA methylation; rRNA base methylation. NCBI's taxonomy places the organism in Eukaryota, Viridiplantae, Streptophyta, Magnoliopsida, Ericales, Ericaceae. The transcript is spliced from 9 exons. The record is from RefSeq and is a predicted model, not a curated record.